AUUGGUGGAUUCUCUUUAAGAGGCGUGGUGCUUUUUUUUCAAACCCGGAAACAGCAGUUUGUUUACGUCGUAUCAACGAGGACUGCUCUGCAGUGAGUUCACCUUUCCCCUGAAAAACAGAAAUGGGUUUGGAAAGCGACAACAGCCAAAAGAGGACAGCUGGAAGUUCUGGUCCAGAAACCGAUGUGGAUCCACAGACCCCGGUAUUGCGCAUCAGCCAACUGGAUGCCCUCGAGCUAGACUCAGCCCUUGAACAGCUGCUAUGGACGCAGUUUUCCCAGUGCUUCCAGAACUGCCGCCCGGGACUUCUCACCCCACUGGAGCCUGAAUUGAGGGCUCUGCUUCAACUGUUUGUGUGGAGGUUCACACUGUAUUCUAGCAGCACCACUGUGGGCCAGUCUUUACUGAGCCUACGCUAUCACAAUAUCCUUUCCUCGUCUCCCCGUUACAGACCUCUGUCCCGGAGGCAGAAGUUGAGUCUGGCCCUGCUCAAUGCAGGUCCACAAUGGCUCAAGGAGCGUUCCCAUAGCCUGCUUCUGUGCUUGGGUUUAAGUGCAGGAGGGGCUGUGUCUGAAAGCGGUGGUUUACUUCAACAGGGUCUCCGCAAUUGCAUGACCCUUGUUUCUAGUGUAGCCCAGCUUGCAAGUCUCAUCAACUUUCUUGUGUUCCUAAGGAAAGGUCGCCAUCCAGUCCUGGCUGAAAGGAUUGUAGGAGCUCGGGCGGUUUUUAGCAAGCCCAAUGUGGUCCGGGACAUAACCUACCAAUACAUGAACCGUGAGCUGCUGUGGCACGGCUUUGCAGAGUUUCUCAUCUUCCUGGUGCCAUUGAUCAAUACAAGGAAACUGAAGGCAACAGUGUCUUCGAUUGUUUUUGGGGGACAAAGCAGCAAAGGGGAGGGAGCGACAGAAGGGCAAGGGGUGUUAAAAGAGUGCGGACUGUGCGGAGAGUGGCCGACCAUGCCUCAUACAGUGGGCUGCCAACAUGUUUUCUGCUACUACUGCAUCAAAAGCCACAGCAUUGCAGACGCUUACCUCACCUGUCCCAAAUGUGGCGCAGAGGCAGGCCAGCCUGAGCUGGUCAAGAUGGAGGUGGAGAUGAUUGGCAGAUGAUGUUGAUGUGUGAUGAAAUUGUCAUGACAGUUUGUUUUAAAACCUAUUGAACUUAUUGAAAUUAAAAUAGUGGUUCAUACCUUUAUAGCUGCACAAAUGCAAUGCAGGGAACAGACUCGACUAACCACCUUUGUGUGAUUAUGUUAAUUUAUCUGAAAUUAAAUAAUAAAUAAUUAUCAUCCAAAUGUUUUGUAAAUACAGGAUUAUAUGAAAAUAUGAAGAGGGUUUAACAGGCGUUGUUCUGCAAGCAUUCCUCCAUUAAAAAAAUAAAAAAAUAAAUAAAAAUUCACAUGGUAGUCGUGUAUGAGUUUAUGCCUGGACUUCAGUCUUUAUGAUGUCUGUGUCUUUUCUGAACACACAUCGACCUGCUAUGUUUAAUGUAUGUGUGCAUAUAUUGACAAUCCUCUGCCCCUUCCGUUUCUCCGGCUGGACUUUGGACAGAACUAUUUGUCUUUGGUGCACUGGACAGACUACAGAGAACCACACAGAGCAUAUAUUUGAUGAGUGAACGUGUUGAUUUAUGCUCCAAAUUGGCUGUGUGUUAGCACAUGUGUAUGUGUGUGUGUGUGUUUGUUGAAAUGGGAAUAUUUGUUCUGAUGAAAAAUGCAGAAAGUCAGCUGAAUAAAUAAUGGGAGGAAUUUCUGAUGCCUCUCAUCAUGGCCAAAUUAGCAUUUGUUGUGUAUUUUGUGCCUAAAUUGUAUUUCAACAUCAUUAAAAUUGAUAGAGUGCUACCUCUUGGGUGUUUAUUUAGUUAAGUGGAGGAGAGAGAGAUGAGGGAAAGUUGUAACAAUCAGCACACUUCUCUCUAGACAGGCCUGGUCGUUCUAACUCCCAUUAUCCGUUUUCACAGCACCCCAACAUGCUCAAGAUCAAGGGGGCAGCCAGGGGCUUGGAUUGACUCUCACACACACACUUGACAGCCAGCCUCACUUUUCCCUUGGCCGUUCUCUCUUUUGCUGCCUUUCCAUCUCUCUCCCUCUGUAAUCUCUAGGGCCCUCGCCCCUAUAAGACUGGAGUAAACUGUACCAAAACCCUGCCAGUCGUCUCCUUCCUCG
Larimichthys crocea (large yellow croaker) is the source of this 2164-nucleotide messenger RNA. RefSeq names its product peroxisomal biogenesis factor 2 (gene pex2). Gene Ontology annotation, biological process: protein import into peroxisome matrix. Gene Ontology annotation, molecular function: zinc ion binding. NCBI's taxonomy places the organism in Eukaryota, Metazoa, Chordata, Actinopteri, Sciaenidae. The coding region runs from base 123 to 1109 and encodes 328 amino acids. The record is from RefSeq and is a predicted model, not a curated record. The transcript has 2 exons. Gene Ontology annotation, cellular component: peroxisomal membrane.